CAGAUUUCAAUUUCAGUCAGUAUUCAAUUCACACACAGAAUUCUUCAAAAAAUUUCAGUCGACUCUUCUUCGACCGACCGACAGUCGCACAUCUAAUUUUGAUCUCAUUAUAAUUUGAGAGAUCCCAAAUAAAAUAAAAUAUUAUAUAUACCUACUUAUAACUUACAACAACCACUCGAUUAUAAAAAAAUUUAAUAUAUUGAAAGAAAAUCAAAGAAGAACAAAAAAAAAAAUCGAGCCCUAUAUUGGAUAAAAAAUCGAUUUUAUAUCACAUCGUCGUUUUGUCGUAUUGUUGUAAUUGAAAUAAAAUUUAUUGUUAUUUUCUAUUCAAGAAGGAAACGACGUCUUGUUGUGAAAAAAUCAAAUCAAAAAAGCUUUUGUUGCUUGUUAAUAAGUUAAUUAUUAAAUUUAUUGAAAGAUGUUUUCCAUAUUACCAAGAAUAUCAAGGCAAUCGGCGGCUUUUAGAUAUCAUGAACGCUGCAUUAGUUCUGUAGUACCAUUAGCAAAUCUACCCGAUACUGGUAUUGUAAAUGAACCAAUUUUAACAUAUAGCAAGGAUUCCCCCGAACGAAAUGCUCUUAAAGCUGCCCUCAAAUCGACCGCAGCUAAAUGCGAAGAAAUACCCAUCAUUAUUGGUGGCAAGGAAAUUAAAACAAAAGAUGUACGUUAUCAAGUGAUGCCACAUAAUCAUUCGCACAAAAUAGCCAAAUUCUAUUGGGCCGAUCAGAAGAUUAUCGAAAAUGCAAUUGAAGUUGCUUGUGAUGCACAAACCAAAUGGGAUCGUACGCCAUUAAGUGAGCGUGUUAAAAUAUGGAAUCGAGCUGCCGAUUUAAUGGCUACAAAAUAUCGUCAAGAAUUGAAUGCCGCUACAAUGUUGGGUCAAGCAAAGACUGUUAUUCAAGCUGAAAUUGAUUCAGCAGCUGAAUUAGUUGAUUUUAUACGAAUGAAUGCGUACUUUUUGAAAGAAUGCACAAAAUAUCAGCCAAUUAGCGAAAAUGUAAAAGUGACUAGAAAUUCGAUGAGGUAUCGUGGUAUUGAUGGUUUUGUUGCUGCUGUCAGUCCUUUCAACUUCUCAGCGAUCGGUGGCAAUUUGGCUUAUACGCCUGCAUUAAUGGGAUGUGCAGUAUUAUGGAAACCAUCUGAUACAGCAGUGCUGUCGAAUUGGCGGAUUUUCAAUGCUAUGAGGGAAGCAGGUGUUCCAGAUGGUGUUGUGAACUUUGUUCCUGCUGAUGGACCAGUUUUUGGUGAUACAAUUACUAAAUCACCUCAUUUGGCUGGUAUUAAUUUUACUGGUUCAGUGCCAACAUUUAAUCGUUUAUGGAAACAAGUUGGCAACAACAUUGACAAAUACGUAAACUUCCCUCGAUUAGUUGGAGAAUGUGGUGGAAAGAACUUCCAUUUUAUCCAUCCUUCAGCUGAUUUAGAAAGUGCUGUAGCAUCGACAAUUCGUUCCGCAUUUGAAUUUUGUGGCCAAAAAUGUUCAGCUUGUUCAAGGUGUUAUGUUCCAGAAUCAUUAUGGCCAAAAAUGAAAGCAGGACUUGUGGAAAAAGCUAGCAAAUUGAAAAUUGGUGAUGUUCAAGAUUUCUCAUCAUUUGCUGCAGCAGUUAUUGAUGAAAAGGCAUUCCAGCGAAUUACAUCCUACAUUGAACAUGCGAAAAAAAAUUCGAAUACUGAAGUUUUAGUUGGUGGAACAUAUUCCGAUGAGAAGGGAUACUUUAUACAUCCAACUAUUGUUGAGAGUAAGGAUCCUCAUGACAAAUUGAUGACGGAAGAAAUUUUCGGGCCACUCUUAACGGUUUAUGUGUACAAGGAUAGUGCUUUAGAAGAGACUAUGAAAAUGGUUACCACGUCAACGCCAUUUGCACUAACUGGUGCUGUAUUUGCGACUGAUGAAUCCUUCCUUAUACAUGCCCUGGAUAAAUUUAAAAUGGCAGCUGGUAACUUCUACAUCAAUGACAAGUCAACUGGGGCCGUUGUAGGACAACAACCCUUUGGAGGUGGUCGAAUGUCUGGAACAAACGACAAAGCUGGUGGCCCACAUUAUAUACUUCGUUGGACAUCACCUCAAGCUAUUAAAGAGACAUUUGUUCCUCAACGAGAUGUUGAAUAUCCUUACAUGAAGGAGUAAGCACUAUCAUAUAACUCUAUCUUUCUCUCUCUUUAUUUUUUUAUUUGAAUAUAUUAUAAUGUUAACUAUUUAAAUACACGUUAAUUAAGACAAUAAGAAAAACAAAA
Messenger RNA from Episyrphus balteatus (marmalade hoverfly), 2235 nucleotides. It is a transcript of the gene P5CDh1, whose product is annotated as delta-1-pyrroline-5-carboxylate dehydrogenase, mitochondrial. The record is from RefSeq and is a predicted model, not a curated record. Gene Ontology annotation, cellular component: mitochondrial matrix. Gene Ontology annotation, molecular function: L-glutamate gamma-semialdehyde dehydrogenase (NAD+) activity. Lineage: Eukaryota; Metazoa; Arthropoda; Insecta; Diptera; Syrphidae. Bases 419 to 2128 code for a protein of 569 amino acids. The transcript has 8 exons.